AUGGGCACCACAGCAUCUAAAAUUGUUGGACGAAGAAGAGGUCCCACAACAAUUGAGCCUAACGAGGCAGAGCAUGUACAGUCUUUUAAAUUUCAUACGCCUACUGCGUCUAUUAGUGGAAGAACCGGCAGCGACUCAACAGCAUUUUCGCGUCGUCAGCUUAAAAAAGUUCUCAGACUGAGUGGGAACAGUAGAUCAGAAACAUCCUCAACCGUUGAAAGUGAAGAAGAAGGAAAAGACAUCCAACGCACGAAACAAGGGAUGAAGAUUACGAAUGACCUUUUCGAAGGUGGCAAUAAUAGUGUUGAUAUUGAAAAUGAGGAAUUAGACACUAUGCAGAGUUAUUAUUCCGAACAUGAUACGGGAUCACUCAUCUCUGCUGCUGCUGCAAGACUAUCAGAAGAGAUUAAUAGAAAGAAGCAAGCUGCUGCUGCUGCAAGAAGAUUAUCUGAGAAUUUUGAUAAACAAAAGCGAGCCGCAUCAGCAUAUAAGCAGAAGAAUAAAAUGAUACCUUGGGAAAUGUGUCAACCGAGUAAUGAGUAUUUUAACGAAAAUGGCGAGGACAAUGCAAGCUUUUUGAAUGUACAAGAACCGAUCUCGCAAUCGGAGGGAAACACUUGUUUUGUCGAGCCAACGGGCUGCUUUGAAUACCAAAAGAAGGCUACCAUUGAAGAGGUGUUGACAAACCUCUAUUAUCAUCCGUCUAAUGCAGAGGAACGACGAAAAGAAAAGGAUAGACAGCAACGAAUGCAUUAUUUACUGAAACGAGUUUGGAAUGGAAUUUAUCAUGUCGAUUUAGACAAUCCACAAUUAAUAAUUGACUGGCGUUGCGGUAUGGGUAUAUGGGACGUUGAAAUGGCUACUCUAUUUCCUGAUGCAGAAGUAAUUGGUAUUGAUUUCAAGGAAGCUACACCAGCUCAUUUACAGGCCAACGUGCCCAACCUCACGUUCGUUUCAGCUGACCUUACUGAUAAGCAUGCAGGUCUCGAUACCAUUGACAGCGACUCUGUUGAUUUCCUUAUGAUGAGAGACACUUGGUUGACAAAUUCACCAUCGUCCAAAUGGGAUAAUUUGUUGGCAGAAGUUUUCCGUGUUUUAAAACCUGGAGGAUGUGUCGAAAUUGAGGAGCAUGUUUUGGAAGGAGGUUCAAUGGGUCCUAAUACAGAACUCUUAAUGGAAUGGUAUGAUACCUUCUUUAAAGCACUGAACGCUGAAAGGAAAACUGUGGCCAAUCUAGAGCCUUUUAUCGAUCGAGCAGGUUUCAUAAACCUGAACAGAGAUGCAGCAACAAUACCUUUGGGGGAAUGGCCACAAUCCGCGCCUUUGAAAGAAAUUGGAUAUUUAUUCAAAGACCUGAUAGAGAGACGUAUACGUGGAAUGGCUAGAUGGGUUGCUGAAACGUGUAAUAUUGAUGAAUAUCGUCUGCAUGAAACAAUAACCAAAGUAAUGGACGAAGAAGUCGACGAAAAUCGUGCUUAUCUGGAUUGGAUGUGUUAUACAGCCGAGAAACCCGAAUAA
Mycotypha africana is the source of this 1518-nucleotide messenger RNA. Its product is annotated as S-adenosyl-L-methionine-dependent methyltransferase. NCBI's taxonomy places the organism in Eukaryota, Fungi, Mucoromycota, Mucoromycetes, Mucorales, Mycotyphaceae. The record is from RefSeq and is a predicted model, not a curated record. The coding region runs from base 1 to 1518 and encodes 505 amino acids. The transcript has 4 exons. Gene Ontology annotation, molecular function: methyltransferase activity.